AUGAAUGCCAAUUAUUAUCGAUCACUGCUCAUGCCGGAGAAUGAAGUGAACAUGCAGAAUGGGGAAAAAUAUUUGCGAGAAUUGAAUCUGAUAUUUCCUGACAGAGCCGUUCCGCACCAGGGGUCGGUAGCCGCGGGAAAUAUAUUUCCACCCUUGCAUGUUUGUAUUGUAACAUCGCGAGGGACAAAAAGGGAUAAAUUUUACGUUAUAAGCUCAACCGAUCUAAAGAAAUUUCUAAGGAAGCUACGCCACGACGAUGCGCGAGCUUUUAUUUUAUCCGCUGACAGUAAGGGUAGCACGACCCUCGAAAUUGUGGGGGGAAGUUUAGCCAUUCGAGGUUGGAUCCCCAUAUAUCAAAUAUUUCCCGUCACUGAAUUUUUUGCCAACGAAGAGGUUAACUUGGAACCGAAAUCACAAACGAUGGAGAAGAACGCUAACACGAGUGUAAAACACCAGAAAAGAGGUCCACAAUCAUUUAAGCAGGCGGAAGAAGUCGGACUUAUCGGCAGCAGAAUCUGGACCCCACCGGAAUUGACGAUACUAUUGCACGAGUAUAAAAAACGGGAGUUCCUUUACGACAUGAAGAACGUAAACUACCGCAACAAGUUCGCGCGUGAACAGGCCCUCAAGGAAAUCGCGGAUAUUUUAUGCAAAGUAAGACCUCAAACGACCGCGAUGGACGUCAAAUUGAAAUUCAACAUUUUGAGGACUCAGUAUCACGCCGAGUUGUCGAAAGAGAAAAAAUGCGCCGAAAGUGGAAAGUUUCACUUAUCGACCCUUUGGUUCAUGGAUCACAUAAAAUUUGUGAGAGGUCACAACCGUCGUGAAAUAUACGGCAGACGUGAAACCGAAUCGUCGUCGGAGAACAAAAGUUUCGAGCCACUGUCUCAGGUCAAUUACGAGGAUCAAGCCAGUCUGUCCGAAGAUUGCUUCGUUGAAAAUGACGAGAAGUACGAUGAGUUUGAGGACAAGGAGGCCAAUACGGAGGAUCCGUUGUCCACGGUGAAAAAACGGCCAACCCCAUCGGACGUUAAAACGGAAAUGGUGUUUCUGGACACGGAAAGUGAGAUGACGUCCGAUUUUCCCGACGACAAAGAGGACGAGGACGACGGAUCUAGUCUGCCGGUUAUCAGCUCGGCGACGUCGACCUUGCACCAAAAGAGAAGCGGGAAAACGGACGAGGAAGGUGAAAAACCCCGGAAGGCCGAGAGCUCGAAUGAAGUCGCCAAGGAAAUUCCGGUUCGGACUUCCGAGGAGGAUCUAUUCGGCCAAAUUGUUGCGAAAAAAUUAAAGAAGAUAACCAACCCGAGAAAACGAGCCGACGCUGAGCUCAAAAUAUUUAGCAUUUUACACUCGGCUUUCAUCGAUGAGCUCGAUACGUGAAUAAAUUUUUUUUUCUUUUCAAGUAACUAU
Diprion similis is the source of this 1413-nucleotide messenger RNA. RefSeq lists its product as uncharacterized. The record is from RefSeq and is a predicted model, not a curated record. Bases 1 to 1383 code for a protein of 460 amino acids. Gene Ontology annotation, cellular component: nucleus; transcription regulator complex. Lineage: Eukaryota; Metazoa; Arthropoda; Insecta; Hymenoptera; Diprionidae. Gene Ontology annotation, biological process: regulation of transcription by RNA polymerase II. The transcript has 9 exons.